Penaeus chinensis is the source of this 627-nucleotide messenger RNA. RefSeq names its product altered inheritance of mitochondria protein 3-like. Lineage: Eukaryota; Metazoa; Arthropoda; Malacostraca; Decapoda; Penaeidae. Bases 1 to 627 code for a protein of 208 amino acids. The record is from RefSeq and is a predicted model, not a curated record. The transcript has 2 exons.
AUGACACUAGUUCCAAGCCCCGUGUUAUUCCCAAGCCCCGUGUUAUUUCCAAGCCGUGUUAUGUCCAAGCCUCGUGUUAUUUCCAAGCCCCGUGUAAUGUCCAAGCCCCGUGUUAUUCCCAAGCCCCCCCCGUGUUAUGUCCAAGCCUGUGUUAUUUCCAAGCCUCGUGUUAUUCCCAAGCCCCGUGUUAUGUCCAAGCCCCGUGUUAUGUCCAAGCCCCGUGUUAUUCCCAAGCCCCGUGUUAUGUCCAAGCCCCGUGUUAUUCUCAAACCCCGUGUUAUGUCCAAGCCCCGUGUUAUUCCCAAGCCCCGUGUUAUGUCCAAGCCCCGUGUUAUGUCCAAUCCCCGUGUUAUUCCCAAGCCCCGUGUUAUGUCCAAGCCCCGUGUUAUGUCCAAUCCCCGUGUUAUUCCCAAGCCCCGUGUUAUGUCCAAGCCCCGUGUUAUGUCCAAGCCCCGUGUAAUGUCCAAUCCCCGUGUUAUUCCCAACCCCCUUGUUAUGUCCAAGCCCCGUGUUAUGUCCAAUCCCCGUGUUAUUCCCAAGCCCCGUGUUAUGUCCAAGCCCCGUGUUAUGUCCAAGCCCCGUGUUAUUUCCGCGGUAACUGUUUGGACGGCUGGAAUUGAUACUUAA